AUGAAGGAGGCACUGAACAAAGCGCCCCAACCGGCGGUGCGGCAGGUGCGCGCCGUGGUGGUCUGCCGGCCGCCUGUGGCGCAUGACAGCCGGCGCUUGAGCGCCGUCGGCAGCGCGGCGGCGGGCGGCGGGUUUGGCCUGGAAGAGCUCGACAUUACCGACCCUGCUGCCGGCGGCGAGGUGCCGCUGGGUGCGCCGCCAGACGCCGACCCCAUCCGCGACAUUGCCGUGGGCAAGGAUGCGGUGCUGCGCAUGCCGCUGUAUGGGCACCGCGGCGCGCCGGCAGCCGACCUGUGCCGGAGGGAGGUGGCGCCGCUGCUGGCGCGGGUGCUGGCUGGCGAGAGCGCAGCGGUCAUUGCAUACGGCCAGACAGGCAGUGGCAAAUCUUUCACGCUGGGAACGCAGAAGUAUGAGGAGGGGGAGGGCCCAGAUGAGCACUCUGUGAGCUCCUUCUGCGCCCAGGGCGUGUUUGCCCUGGCCCGGGAGAGCGGCGUGAAGGAGCUGGAGGUGUCGUUUGCCGCCGUCGAGAUCUACCGCGAGGGCCAGGGCUCGGAGCGGCUGUUCGACCUGCAGACGCUUGAGCGCAAGCGGGUGGAAAGCUUCGAGAAAGACGCCAAGUGGGAGCGCUCCACCUCCGCCACAGACCUCCAGCGCAAGCUGCUGUAUGCUGCGUACCUGCGCAACACCGACCGCACCGACGGCAACGCGCGCAGCAGCCGCUCCCACGCCAUCUUUGUCAUCCAGGUUCAGUUCAAGCGGCGGCAGGAGGAGGGCGGCGCCGUGCAGCGCAUCAAGGCCCGCCUCAUGCUCGUGGACCUGGCCGGCUCGGAGCGGGCCGCGCUGGCGCAGGCUGGCAGCGCCAGCCAGAAGCAGGGCUCUGGCAUCAACGUGGGACUGCUGUUCCUGGGCACGAUCAUCAAGGAGCUGGCUGAGCGCGGGGAGACCCACAACUACCGCAGCAGCAAGCUGACCUGGCUGCUGAAGCCCGCGCUGGGCGGCGGCAGCAGCGAGGUGUCCAGCAGCUGCAACACGCUCAUCCUGGGGUGCAUCGCGCCGCUGGCGCUGCACCUGGGCAACACCAGCGCCACGCUGGAGUUUCUGCGGUCGGCGGGUAUGGUGAAGAACGUGGUGUGCGCUGACGUGCAGAUGCUGCGGCAGCAGGAGCUGGCAGCGCAGGUGGAGGACCUCAAGCGCCAGCUGCGCGGCAUGCAGCUGCAGCUCAGCCAGCAGCAGAUGCACCAGGGCUUCGCGGCACCUGUCGAGCCCGGCCCCGCCCCGCUCUCGCCUCCCUCACAGCAUGAGGAGGCGGCGGGCGGCCAGGACAGCCCACACCAGGCCGCCGCCUCCGCUGCCGCUGCCGCGGCUGCUGCUGCUGCUGCUGCUGAGGCAGACGAGCGGGUUGCCCUUUUGGAGGCCAAGCUGGCAGCUGCACAGAAGGAGCUGGUUGUGCAGCGGGACCGUGCAGACGCGUAUGAGGCGCUGCUGCGUCAGCAGGAGAAAGCGGGAGCCGCAGCUGCCGCAGAGGUCGCCGCCGCCAGGGCUGCCCAGGCGGCAGAAGCGCCAGGUGCCGAGGCGGCAGGCGAGGGCGGCGAUGCCGGAGAGCUGCCAGAAGCUAUGGCCGCCAGCCCCAGCGCCGUGGCUGCCGCCCCAGGCUCGUCGCCAGCGGCCUCGCUGCCGCCAUCAACCGCCGUGGCUGCGGCGGGCGGCGUGCAUGCCACGCCUGCCAGCGGCCUCGCCGCCGGUCGCCCCUCAGCCGCCCUGCUGGCCGCCUCGCCGCUGCUGGCGGCGAGCCGGGAGGUGGCGGAGUGGGUGGCGGAUGCGGCGGCGGCGCAGGCGGCGACGCCGCCGGGGCAGCGCCUGCCGCUGCUGGCCUUGCUGCCUGGCGUGGAGGACAUCUGCGCUGAGCGAGAGUCGCACAUGCAGCCUGAGGAGCUUGCUGCCCUCAGGGACAAGGUUGAGCGGGUGCUGGGCGGGGCGCGCGGCGGCGACGACCGCGCCCAGGCGCUGGCGUUUGCAGAGGCCGCCCUCUACUCCGUGCUCGCCUACAACGCCUGCCUGGGCGGGGCGGUGACGCGGGCGGAGGAUGCGGGGGAGGACCUGGCGGCGGCGGUGCAGCAGUACGACCAGGAGUUUGGCCAGCUGUACCAGGAGAAGGUGGCGUACAUGAAGCGCACGGCGGCGGCAGAGGGAGGGCUGGCCCAGUACGAGGCUCAGGUGGAGCACCUGCAGGCGCGGCUGGCGGCGGCGGAGAAGGCGCUGCAGCAGCAGGCAGAGGCGCAGCAGGGCACGCCCGGGCGCUGGGGGUCCCUGGGGCGACUGAUCAGCGGCGGCGGGCGCUCGCCGGCUGGCGGCGGCGGCGGCGGCGGGCCCGACUCCCGCCGCUCCUCCCUCACAGGCUCCCCCAGCACCUCUCCGCGCUUCUCUGGCGGCGGCAGCGGCCACCCGCAGCAGCAGCUGUUUGGCUCGCCCUCGCCCUCCCGUCUGGGCCAGCAGCAGCAGCAGCAGCAGGAGAGGAAGCAGCAGCAGGCGGGCUCGGAGGAAGGCGCGGGGGCAGCUGCAGGCCGGCGCAUCACUGUGGCGGCCGUGCAGCAGACAGAGUCGGCGACGGCGGCGGCCGCCGCGGCUGUGCUGGCCAGCAAGCAGAGCAAGGCGGCCGCGGCGCUGCUGGCUGGCGGUGCGGCAGCAGAGCAGGAUGGGGGCCCGCUGAUCAAGGCCGUCGGGCUGGCCGCCACGCCACCAGCGCCUACUGCACAAGAACAGCCGCAGGCGCUCCCCAGCAAGCUGCGCCUGCUGCAGCCGCAGGCAGCUGGUCGGCCGCAGGAGCAGGCGGCUCAGCAGCGGGAGGCGCAGCAGGAGCCGGAGCCUGCGAGCGGGGGCUGCAUGCUGCAAGAUGGCGAGCAGCCAGUCUCGGCAAGCAGCGAUGUGGAGACUCCUCUGGAAAGCCCAGAGCUGUCAUGCAUCGUGGCAGACAGCACUCACAGCAGCGCAGGCCUGGAGGGCCCAGCACCGGAGCCAGCAGCUGCAGGGGCUGCUGCCGUGGCGGAAGGCGGGCAGCAGGAGGGCGUUGCUGCAGCUGUAGCGCAGGCGGAUGUAGACAUGGCAGAGGCGGGGAGCGAGGUGCAGGAGCAGGCUGCUCAGCCGGCCGAGCAGCCGCCGCAGAAGCAGCAGCCUGGGCAGCCCCCGGCGGCGGCGGCCGCACAGCAGCAGCCAGCGCAGGUGCCAGAGUGGCUGAACAUGAAGGUCUUGGUGCCUGCGGCGGCGUUGGGCCGCAGGGGCAGGGGCGGAGCCGCCUCCCGCGGCUACCAGGAGCUUGAUCUGGACCCCCACACCGGCACCUUCUCCCUGCCAGACAGCGAGGCCCUUGUGGACCCACUGCCCGGUCUCCUCAAGGCGAUGCCGGCUGGCGAGCCCUGGCAGCGCGGCGUGCUGCUCAAGGCGCUGUCGCCCGCCGGCGGCCAGUUCCGGGCGACGGGCGUCACGCUGGAGCGGUGGCAGCAGCGGCGCAUGCUGCGGGCCGGCCGCUGCCACUUCUGCUGCCUCGAGGCGCCCGACCCCGCCCUGCGUCACCCGGAGGCGGCCUUUGCAGCGCUGCGGCUGUGCGGCGACUGCCACGCGACACUGGAGCCUGACUCGUGGCGCACACCUCACUGGGGCCGCGCUGUGCUGCUGCUGGCGGGACGCAGGGGCGAGGUGUGGAGGUCGCAGGACCCUGCAGAUCCUGGAUACCAGUACUGCCUCAUGUGUGGCGGCGCAGGCGUGGGCUGCACCGAGCAUCUUGUGAUGUGCGCAGACUGCCAGCAGUGCGGCUUCUGCACCGGCUGCCUGUGGCGCUUCUCGGGCGAUGAUGUGGCGGCUCUGAUGCGAGACGACGCCCCCUUCACCUGCCUGCUGUGCCGCCCAGAGCCACGCCUGCAGCUGCUGUAUGCUGAGGAUGCCCCCCCAGGCAGCCCGCCGGCCCCGGCACGCCGCCGCGGCACGGGCCGGGACGGCGGCGGCAGCCGGGGCGGGCGCGGCAGCCGGGCUGCCAGCCGGGGCCCGGCGGCGGAGCCUGCGGGCGGCCGGGGGCGCGGCGGCCGGCCGCGGCAUGCGGCGCAGCGGGAGCAGACUCCAGAGGAGUUCCGGGAUUGCCAUUUCAUUGUCGAUCUCACUGGCGGCAGCAGCGAGGAUGAGGAGGAGAGCAGCAGCGCCGCCAGCAGCAGCAGCAGCAGCAGCAGCAGCGGUGAGGAGGCGACGGAGACGCCGCCUCGCCGGCGGCAGCCGGCCUCGCGGCAGCGGCCGCCCCGGGGCGCCGAUGCGAGGGGCGGCGCAGCCAAGGAGCGGGCGGGGUCGCAGGCUCCGCGGGGCCGCAGGCCGGCCGGCGGCGCCAAGGCAGCGGCGGGCUCGGCGGCGGCUGCAGCGGCGGCGGCGGUGGCAGAUGCCAUUCAGGCCCGCAAGCGCAACCGGCUGCUGGCCAAAGGCGAUCUGAUCGACUCGCCCGGCACCGACGGCGAGCGGCCCGCGCUGCAGCGCCAGCGCAUGCUGCACCAGCACCAGCAUCGGCGGCUGCAGCAGCUGCACCCGGGCGGCGACGCCGCGGGCGCGGGCGCUGCAGCGGCCGGCGGCGGCGGCGGCGUGUCGACCCAGCCCAGCCUCAGCACACAACUCAGGGACCUCCUGCACCUGUGA
This is a messenger RNA of Chlorella variabilis, 4665 nucleotides long. RefSeq lists its product as hypothetical. Lineage: Eukaryota; Viridiplantae; Chlorophyta; Trebouxiophyceae; Chlorellales; Chlorellaceae. Bases 1 to 4665 code for a protein of 1554 amino acids. Gene Ontology annotation, biological process: microtubule-based movement. Gene Ontology annotation, molecular function: ATP binding; ATP hydrolysis activity; microtubule motor activity. The record is from RefSeq and is a predicted model, not a curated record. The transcript is spliced from 20 exons. Gene Ontology annotation, cellular component: kinesin complex; microtubule.